GUACAUCUUAGCGUCAGUAUGCUGUACAUUUAGUACUGGUAUAAUUAUUACAGUACAGAUACUUAGUGUACUGUAAUCUAUUCGUAACUUCAGAAUGGAGAGAUUACAACACGGAUUUUUACUUAUGUUCUUACUGAGUAACAUGGGGGCAAGCUUGGCAGAUGGCGGCCAACAAAAUCCAACAGCAGACAACGCGACUUCUUCCGCCACGACAUAUCCUUUGCGAACGGACUUACUGACUGUUGAGGAAUGCAAUCUCUAUUGGCAAUAUGGGAUGGAAAAAUCCAUGUGUAUGAUGGUCUUUAGCAGCAUCUUUUGUGUCGUGGAUGACGAACAUCCUCGCCAGGAUCUGAUGCUAAACACGUACUUGGACGUAUCUUGUGUAUGGAAGCGGCAUGCACUCGUGGCCAAGACCACGAAGCGCGUGCGGGAAAUCAGCCCACAGCGUGCCGUGUUGCUGAAUCUGUUCCAGUACCUUGAAAGCGAAGAUCCACUUACGACUGAUGUAGUCGAUCCCGUUCGCAAUCAAAUGAUACACCUGGGUGUUUUCGAUUGUCAAGCGCCGAAUGCUACCGCCCAAGUGUACGAACUGGGUAAUUUUCCCAAUCUGUACGAUUUUGAAAUGAAUAGUUGCACUAACUUAACGAUACGGAAGAAAGAUUUCAGCCGGAUGCCGCAACUAAGGAUGGUUACCUUCUACAUAACCUCCAUCAGUGCGCUAGAACCGGGCACCUUUACGGAUAUGCCACACUUAGGCAGCUUGAUACUGGAGAGAGAUUUUAUCACGGCGUUAUGGAAUAUAGGUAAUCCCGAAAGCGCUUACAGUAAAUUUGCCACCGACGAAUAUCUCGACUAUCUGUACAAUCUACACUGCGGCUGCUCGUUUGCCUGGUUGCGCAACUUCUUGGAGCAGAAACCCUUCCUCAUAGAAGAGAAGAAUGAAGGCGAAGUGUUCAUAAUUGGAAACUAUUUAUCACAAGCCGUGCAAUUUCAUAGGAAUCAUACGGAUAUCCUCAGUGUGGAUUGUUCCAAAGAUAUCACAGUAGAAAAUGUUUAUACCGGUCAUAAAUUUUCUUAUAAUGCAUCUUACUGUGAUAGUCAAUUUGCUUGAGUAAUUUUGGAUUUCCUCUUCUAGCUUUGAUUUUAAGUCAGUAUUAUGGCUUAAAAUAAUAUUUAGGAAUGGAUGAUAUGCAAUCGUUUUAGACGUGUUUACUUUUCAGUGCUGCAUUUAGGAU
Paramacrobiotus metropolitanus is the source of this 1235-nucleotide messenger RNA. RefSeq lists its product as uncharacterized. NCBI's taxonomy places the organism in Eukaryota, Metazoa, Tardigrada, Eutardigrada, Parachela, Macrobiotidae. The transcript has 2 exons. The coding region runs from base 95 to 1111 and encodes 338 amino acids. The record is from RefSeq and is a predicted model, not a curated record.